ACGCGUCCCACAUACGCGUCGGUGCACUAAUUGCGUACUCUUGUCCCUUGCACUUGCCGCGCCUGUACACCUCCCCUCCAACAUGUCUUCAUCAAUGGCUGUCGACAAGCCAAAAGCACCAAAGAUUGAUAUUGACGAAUACCUGACGCUUGCCAUCUCGGGCACACCAGCAGACCUGCAUCCGUUCUUCGAGUCGUUCCGGAAUUUGUACAGUCGUAAGUUAUGGCAUCAGUUGACGCUGAAGCUGUUCGAAUUCUUCGACGACCCGCUAUCGAAGCCGUACCGAGUGGAUGUAUAUGACAAGUUCGUGCGGGACUUCGACUCGCGGCUGAACCAGUUGCGGCUAGUAGAAAUGGGGGUGAAGGUGUCGAAGGAGAUUGACAAUCCUCAGAAACACCUCGAGUUCUUGACCGACCUGCUUACACGCGUGGAUACGGGAAAGGCACCAGAAGCGCAUGUGCUUCUGCUAGCGAGUAUUGCGCAUGCAAAGCUGCUGUAUGGUGAUUUGGAGGGGACGAAGACCGACAUCGAUGGCGCGUGGAAGAUCUUGGACGAGCUAACGGGCGUGGAUAACUCUGUGAACGCCGCCUACUAUGGUGUUGCUGCAGACUACUACAAGACAAAAGGAGGCUACGCCGCUUACUACCGCAACUCCCUGCUGUACCUGGCAUGUAUUGACCCCGCCAAGGAUUUGACGCCUGAGGACCGCCUUGUGCGCGCGCACGACCUCGCCGUAUCGGCAUUCUUGGCGGAGACGAUCUACAAUUUUGGUGAACUCCUGAUGCAUCCGAUUCUGGACGCGUUGGACAACACGCCUGUGGAGUGGCUGAAGAAACUGCUCUUCACGUUCAACGAGGGAAACAUCGGCAAGUUCGAGGGUCUCUCACCACUCUUUCCGCAGGAGCCGAUCUUGCAGGAAAACUAUUCCUUCCUCCGGCAGAAGAUCUGCCUCAUGGCGCUGAUCGAAUCGGUGUUCAAACGCGGCGCAAAUGACCGGACGAUGUCGUUCCAGACCAUUGCGGAGGAGACACGGCUGCCCCUCAACGAGGUCGAGCACUUGCUCAUGAAGGCGCUGAGCCUGAAGCUGAUCAAGGGCUCGCUCGACCAGGUUGACCAGAAGGCGUACAUUACAUGGGUGCAGCCGCGAGUGCUCUCGGUCGAGCAGAUUGGACAGUUGGCACAGCGGCUGGCUGCGUGGGGCGACAAGCUGCACAAGGUGGAGGACCGGAUUGCCCCCGAGGUGCUUGUCAGCGGCUGAUCUUCAUACACGCGCAAAUGUUGUAUUGUACUCGCGUCAUGGACCUAUUUCUCGCUGCCAUAGCCUUUUGACAACCUGGUACGGAUUCGAUGAGCACAUCGGUCAGUUGUCGGUCAGCAAUACAAAUACAGAUCGGCGCGACGACCCGAUACCCACCUGCUACAGAACGAGACCAGACACGCAGAUAGCGAAGCCGACGAGCCCUCCCACGGCUGCAUAACGCUGCGUGCCCAUAGAUGCUGAGGCCGUGAUACAUUCAGUACUUAUCCCCACUGGCCCGGGCAAG
Molecule: messenger RNA, 1544 nt
Organism: Rhodofomes roseus
Lineage: Eukaryota; Fungi; Basidiomycota; Agaricomycetes; Polyporales; Fomitopsidaceae
Exons: 7
Coding region: 83-1258 (391 amino acids)
Biological process (GO): ubiquitin-dependent protein catabolic process
Cellular component (GO): nucleus; cytosol; proteasome regulatory particle, lid subcomplex
Molecular function (GO): structural molecule activity
Source: RefSeq, a predicted model, not a curated record